Messenger RNA from Stylonychia lemnae, 279 nucleotides. The record is from the annotation of a GenBank genome assembly. Lineage: Eukaryota; Ciliophora; Spirotrichea; Sporadotrichida; Oxytrichidae.
AUGUCAAAGUAGUCUCAAACUAUUUAAUAUCUUUUAGUAUGUGAUACUGAUUAUCCUUGCAAAAAAUGCUCUUAAGAUGAUACGGCUAGGUGUACUUAAUGUACCUUUCCUACAAACCAAAUGUCUUAAUUGACUGGUGAUAAUUUGCAACACUGCAGUAAGUAGAAAAUGUUCUAAAUUCAAUUCCCACUAGAUGCAAUUUUACCUUUGAUACCUAAAAUGGCAAGCCUAUCUAACAAUUUAUAUUGGCAUGCAAUGAAGGGUUUGUUGAUCCUUUGA